UUUUUGAACUGUCUAUGUUGUCAACAGAGAUGGCGCUGCGCGAAGGAGCUCUCCGUUGUAAAAUGCUAGUCAACAGCCGUCAUUUUUACAAAUUGACCUCAUUUGUUAGUGUCCGCUCGGUGUCUGACAAGGUGUCAUCUAAACCCGUAACGUCAAGUGACACAGAGACCUUGGGUGACCAUUUAAUCUACACACAAGAACACUUUGCAUUGAAGGAGUCCCUCAGAAAGAUCAUCGACCAGGAGAUCAACCCCCAUGUGGAUCAGUGGGAAGCAGAAGGGAAGUUUCCAGCACAUAAAAUUUUCAAGAUCUUAGGAAGUGCUGGUUUUCUCGGAGUCAGCAAACCAGUCGAGUAUGGCGGCUUGGGCCUUGACUUCAGCUACAGCGUAGCAGUUUCAGAAGAGCUGGGUAACAUCCGCUGUGGAGGCAUCCCCAUGGCCAUCGGUGUCCAGAGUGACAUGGCUACUCCUGCACUGGCCAGGUUUGGUUCAGCUGAGUUAAAGAAAGAGUUCCUCCUUCCCUCCAUCAUGGGGGACAAAGUAGCCUGCCUCGGAGUUAGUGAAGUUGGAGCCGGCUCUGAUGUGUCAAGUAUCAAGACCAAGGCAGUAAGGGAAGGGGACGAAUAUGUGAUCAAUGGGGGAAAGAUGUGGACCACCAACGGUACCCAGGCUGACUGGAUCUGUCUUCUCGCAAACACCAGUGACGGGCCCCCACACAGAAACAAAUCCCUCUUCUGUAUGCCCAUGAACCUGCCAGGAGUACACAUUGCCCGCAAGAUUGAUAAACUGGGUAUGUGGUCAUCAGACACAGCUGAACUGUUCUUCGAUGACGUACGUGUGCCCUGCAAGAACAUCAUCGGCCAGGAAGGCAUGGGCUUCACCUAUCAGAUGCUUCAGUUCCAGGAGGAGAGGCUCUGGGCAGUGGCCAAUAUCUUGACAAUGAUGGACAACAUCAUUCAUGAGACCAUCCAGUACACACGGCAGAGGAAGGUCUUCAAGCAGCCUGUCCUCCACCACCAGUCGGUUCACUUCAGGUUGGCCGAGCUGCAGACGGAGGUCGAGCUGCUCCGCUCCCUCCUCCACCGAGCUACAGCAUUGUACAUUAAAGGGAAUGAUGUCACCAGGCUGGCAUCCAUGGCCAAAUUAAAGGGGGGCCGCCUGGCCAGAGAAGUGGGUGACAGCUGUCUCCAGUUUUGGGGAGGAAUGGGCUUCACCAGUGACGUUCUGGUCAGCAGAUUUUACAGAGAUUCUAGGUUAAUGUCAAUUGGUGCAGGAGCUGAUGAGGUCAUGCUGGGAAUAAUCUGCAAGUACAUGGACACACUGCCCAAGAACUGAUAUCAACACCUGACCCAGGGACUGAUGUUUGCUGCUCCACUGCUGAUAACGUGCUAAUCAUUCACAAUGAAUUGCUAAACACCGAUCACCUAAGUGCAGUUCUGAUAU
Molecule: messenger RNA, 1442 nt
Organism: Etheostoma cragini (Arkansas darter)
Lineage: Eukaryota; Metazoa; Chordata; Actinopteri; Perciformes; Percidae
Exons: 9
Coding region: 15-1334 (439 amino acids)
Biological process (GO): fatty acid beta-oxidation using acyl-CoA dehydrogenase
Molecular function (GO): flavin adenine dinucleotide binding; acyl-CoA dehydrogenase activity
Source: RefSeq, a predicted model, not a curated record